Molecule: messenger RNA, 1488 nt
Organism: Salvelinus namaycush (lake trout)
Lineage: Eukaryota; Metazoa; Chordata; Actinopteri; Salmoniformes; Salmonidae
Product: tumor necrosis factor ligand superfamily member 11-like
Exons: 4
Coding region: 32-844 (270 amino acids)
Biological process (GO): immune response
Cellular component (GO): membrane
Molecular function (GO): tumor necrosis factor receptor binding
Source: RefSeq, a predicted model, not a curated record
AGUCUAUUCAUCCAGAGCACCACGACUCACCAUGGCAGCUAAUGAUUACCGAGGCUACCUGAGGAACCACGCCGACAUGGAGGGCGCUCAGUCCCGCUACCACCCGUCCCAUGGCUCGGAACCCAAAUAUAGACCGUUUAUAUUCGUUACUCUGGCUGUUAUGGGAUUGCUGCAGAUUGCAUCGAGUGUGGCGAUCUUGUUACACUUGACAGGUUAUCUCCAAGAGGUCGAUCUCUCCUCUGCAACGCAGCAGCCAAUGGAGGACGUGCAGACGGAAACCAUCAUGUUCGAUGCCCUGAAGGACCCGAGGAAAGGCAGACAGCGCUGCAAGAACCAGGGGAGGGAGGGGCUUCCAUCAGCUCAUCUACCAAUCAGAGCAACUAUAGACUAUGUGAAGAAAGGGGAGCUGAGAGCAGCUAUGAUCCAUUGGGACGAGGCGCAGGGCCACCUGAAGAAGAUGCGUUACCAUGACGGCCGUCUCCUGGUGGAUGAGCCAGGCCUGUACUCCGUCUACGCCAAGACCUGUUUCCGCUACUACGACCUGGGACCUGAGACAGAGCCUGGCGAUGCCACGCCCCAGGCCGUGGACGUGAACAACGCCCAGCUCAUCCAGUACAUCUCGCACGAGAAACACACGUCCCUGCCCAGCAAGUCUGUGGUGCUGAUGAAGACAGGCAGCACCAUGCGCUGGAAUAACUCCCAGUAUAACAUGUACUGUGCCCAGCAGGGCAGGGGGGUGAUGCUACAGCAAGGGGAUGGACUGUUUGUUAAUGUGUCCAAUGCCUGGAUGCUGGAUCCUGAACCAGAGGGGACGUACUUUGGGGCGAUCAAGAUAGGGAACUGAAACCGCGUACAGAGGAGGAGGAGGAUGUGCUACUGAACGUUCUAUAGACGUAACUGCCAAAGAACCACUGAGAGAGAGACAGAGCACUUGUUGUAUGUAACAUUACUGAAUUUGUAUUUGAUGUGUUUUAGUUUUUAUUGAAAGGAAUGGGCUAUGUUGCUCUUCACCAGAUAGAGAAUUAGGAUAUGCAGUAAUUUAAGUGAGGUGAUAUGGAUACCUUCGUUCACUCACUAGGCCUCAACAAAACCCAUAUGCCGUUCACACAGACUUACCCUGUUCCUUAAGGUCCAAAACUGCACAGGAUGCUUUAAACAUUUUAUAAAGUUGAUAGUUAUCAACCAUUUUAGAUUGUUGAUGUUUCUCAUUCCAGGGAGCACUUUUGAAAAAUGUUGUUACGAUGUGUUUUUAAAGUAUAGCAGUGUGGAUCCUAUCUUCUGUUUAUCAGCCGACACAAAGUCAUUCCUCAUCGCUAGUCUGGCCCCUCAUAGUUUACAAAACAUUGUCAUCGUCCUGAACAGAAGCACAGCUGGGGUAUUUUGUUUAUAACUGAGGAGAGUUUCCACCAGUGAACUCUUUGGUACACUCUUAGAAAAAAGGGUUCCAAAAGGGUUCUUCGUCUGUCCCCAUAGGAGAACACUUUUUGG